ACAAAUCUUGGAUUAGAUAUCUGGACAAUAGUUGUUUCCUGCUGUUCCUCAUCUCCUUUAAGAUCAACCGGAUAAAAUCGCAAUACACUUGCAUGAUUCUAGUGGGCCUUAGCCAGAUUGGCCAACUGUGUCUGUGCCCAUGACCCCACCAACCCACAUGCCCAUCCCUUUACAUUUCAUGCUUGCCCUUUUCCCCCUCUAUUAAACCCCCUUACUUUUGGGACAACAGAAUAAAAGACACAUCAAAGUUCAACUCUUGAUACUUAAUUUAACUGGUUUCAUGCUUAUGGAGGUUGCUGUGGAACUGGAAGAUGACCUAUUUUUUGCAGACUUGAGCAAGCAAAUUUCUCAACUAAUUAUGGAUGAAGAUGAAGACCCCCUUCCUACUUGUCCUCCUGAUUCUCUUCAGACUUUUCCUGGAUCAAUCUAUCCUCCUCCACAGUCUGGUUUCCUCUACGAGCAGGCUUUGAUAAGACAAAGCAAAGGGACAGGGGUGUUUAUCCCCCAAUCUACACAGCCUAGAAGGAAGCACAGGAAAGGAAGAUCAAGCUCAAACGCUAAGUAUCAAAAGCAGACUCAAGAUACAAAAACGGUUUCUCAAGUUCCUAUAACAAGUUCUUUCAAACCCAAAAAUGGUUGAGGAUAUAUAUAUUUUCCCACAAAUUAAACUGCAUAAGUUCUAUUGAUUAAUUACUUUGCCAAGUUUAAUUACUUACGGGUCUAAUUCUUUAGUCUUUAGGCAAUAAUGUGUGGUUAUAUAGUUUGAAGGAUUGAUGUAUAGGUCAAUAUGCGUUGACUAAUGAAGUGGACAAAUUAAUGUACAUAAUUAAGUGGGGGAUAACCCCUAUCUUGUGAAAUAGUUUUCGGAAUUGCCAUAUAUACUUGCUAGUCUUUAUAGCAAGGUUUAGUCAAGGUCUUGUAACCCUUCACCGUGUGCACAAGCACAAGCGUGAUUUAUUGUUAUCUGGUUUGAUGAAAUUAUCUUAGUUUUCUAUACUA
This is a messenger RNA of Glycine soja, 999 nucleotides long. RefSeq lists its product as uncharacterized. Lineage: Eukaryota; Viridiplantae; Streptophyta; Magnoliopsida; Fabales; Fabaceae. The record is from RefSeq and is a predicted model, not a curated record. The coding region runs from base 281 to 640 and encodes 119 amino acids. The transcript has 2 exons.